Cordyceps fumosorosea ARSEF 2679 is the source of this 594-nucleotide messenger RNA. RefSeq lists its product as hypothetical. The record is from RefSeq and is a predicted model, not a curated record. Bases 1 to 594 code for a protein of 197 amino acids. The transcript has a single exon. Lineage: Eukaryota; Fungi; Ascomycota; Sordariomycetes; Hypocreales; Cordycipitaceae.
AUGAAGUUCCACGCCGCCGCUCUCCUCCUCGCCGCCACUGCGCGCGCCGCCGCCGUCGAGGCCUCCGACUUCUCCGACCUCGACGCCUUCCUCGCCAACGUGCCCACCUCCGCCCUGCGCGCCGCACAAUCCUCCAUCGCCGCCGGCGUCCAGCCCACCACCACCGCGCCCACGGCCGCCGACACCUCCGCGGCCGCCGCCCUCGAGGCCGCCGACGACGGCCUCCCCUCCGAGUCCGAGAUUGACGCGCUCAUCGCCAGCGCGGCCGCCGAGUUCGGCUCCGCCCAGACGCCCAAGAACGUGCCGGGCGCGGUGGCCGCGCGUGACGCGGCCACGGUGACGGUGGACCCAGAGGCCGCAGCUGCGGCUACGGAGGCGCUCAAGGGGCUCGUGGCCGCGGUGGACGCGGUGAAGAGCAUGGCCGCGGUGACGGCUGCUUCGGCCGCGACGACGGCGACGGGAGGGUUGGUGGUGGAUGGGCGCAACAGCAGCAGCGCCAGCGCGACGCCCACGGCGGUCUUGACGGCGGCCGCGCCGCGCCACGCCGUCAGCGGGCUUGCCAUCGCGGGCAUGCUUGCCGCCUACCUCCUGUAA